Balaenoptera ricei (Rice's whale) is the source of this 4882-nucleotide messenger RNA. It is a transcript of the gene PNISR, whose product is annotated as PNN interacting serine and arginine rich protein. NCBI's taxonomy places the organism in Eukaryota, Metazoa, Chordata, Mammalia, Artiodactyla, Balaenopteridae. The transcript has 13 exons. The record is from RefSeq and is a predicted model, not a curated record. Gene Ontology annotation, cellular component: nuclear speck; presynaptic active zone. Gene Ontology annotation, molecular function: RNA binding. Bases 225 to 2669 code for a protein of 814 amino acids.
GUGAGACUAAUCGGGCGCCAUCUUGUCUUGUUCGCGAAGAAGUAGAAGCAUCGAAAGGGUUGGAGAGGUAUUAUAGGAACGGUGGCGACGCGGUGUUCCGGAAUCAGAGUGGGGCAUAAGUAAUCUUGCUGCUAUGCUUCCAAGCUGUAGUUCUGAAUCAACCUAAAUUUUAAACAGAAGGUGAACCUCUGAGACAGAAAAUCAGAUACACUUUAAAAGUCAGGAUGUGGGAUCAAGGAGGACAGCCUUGGCAGCAAUGGCCCUUGAAUCAACAACAAUGGAUGCAGUCAUUCCAGCACCAGCAGGAUCCAAGCCAGAUUGACUGGGCUGCAUUGGCUCAAGCUUGGAUUGCCCAAAGAGAAGCUUCAGGACAGCACAGCAUGGUAGAACAACCGCCAGGAAUGAUGCCAAAUGGACAAGAUAUGUCUACAAUGGAGUCUGGUCCAAACAAUCAUGGGAAUUUCCAAGGGGAUUCGAACUUUAACAGAAUGUGGCAGCCAGAAUGGGGAAUGCAUCAGCAGCCCCCACACCCCCCUCCAGAGCAGCCAUGGAUGCCACCAACACCAGGCCCAAUGGACAUUGUUCCUCCUUCCGAAGACAGCAACAGUCAGGACAGUGGGGAAUUUGCCCCUGACAACAGGCAUAUAUUUAACCAGAACAAUCACAGCUUUGGUGGACCACCCGAUAAUUUUGCAGUGGGGCCAGUGAACCAGUUUGACUAUCAGCAUGGGGCUGCUUUUGGUCCACCGCAAGGUGGAUUUCAUCCUCCCUAUUGGCAACCAGGACCUCCAGGACCUCCGGCACCUCCCCAGAAUCGAAGAGAAAGGCCAUCAUCGUUCAGGGAUCGGCAGCGCUCACCUAUUGCCCUUCCUGUGAAGCAGGAGCCGCCACAAAUUGAUGCAGUAAAACGCAGGACUCUUCCAGCUUGGAUUCGAGAAGGUCUUGAAAAAAUGGAACGUGAAAAGCAGAAGAAGUUGGAGAAAGAAAGAAUGGAACAACAACGUUCACAAUUGUCCAAAAAAGAAAAGAAGGCUGCAGAAGAUGCUGAAGGAGGAGAUGGCCCUCGUUUACCUCAGAGAAGUAAAUUUGAUAGUGAUGAGGAAGAUGAAGACACUGAAAAUGUGGAGGCCGCAAGCAGUGGAAAAGUCACCAGAAGUCCAUCUCCAGUUCCUCAAGAAGAUCAAAGUGAACCAGAAAUGACCGAAGAAGAGAAAGAGUAUCAAAUGAUGUUGCUGACAAAAAUGCUUCUGACUGAAAUUCUACUGGAUGUCACAGAUGAAGAAAUUUAUUAUGUAGCCAAAGAUGCACACCGGAAAGCAACGAAAGCUCCUGCAAAACAGCUGGCACAGUCCAGUGCACUGGCUUCCCUCACUGGACUCGGUGGACUGGGCGGUUACGGAUCAGGAGACAGUGAAGAUGAGAGGAGCGACCGAGGCUCUGAGUCAUCUGACACUGAUGAUGAGGAAUUGCGGCACCGAAUCCGGCAAAAGCAGGAAGCUUUUUGGAGAAAAGAAAAAGAACAGCAGCUGUUACAUGAUAAACAGAUGGAAGAAGAAAAGCAACAAACAGAAAGGGUUACAAAAGAGAUGAAUGAAUUUAUCCAUAAAGAGCAAAAUAGUUUAUCACUACUAGAAGCAAGAGAAGCAGAUGGUGAUGUGGUUAAUGAAAAGAAAAGGACUCCAAAUGAAACUACGUCAGUUUUAGAACCAAAAAAAGAGCAUAAAGAAAAAGAGAAACAAGGAAGGAGUAGAUCAGGAAGUUCCAGUAGUGGUAGUUCCAGUAGCAAUAGCAGAAGUAGUAGUACUAGUAGUACUGUCUCUAGCUCUUCGUACAGUUCUAGCUCAGGUAGUAGUCGCACUUCUUCCCGAUCUUCUUCUCCUAAAAGAAAAAAGAGACAUAGUAGGAGUAGAUCGCCAACAAUUAAAGCUAGGCGUAGUAGGAGUAGAAGUUACUCUCGCAGAAUUAAAAUAGAGAGCAAUAGGGCUAGAGUAAAGAUUAGAGAUAGGAGGAGGUCUAAUAGAACUAGCAUUGAAAGAGAAAGACGAAGAAAUCGAAGUCCUUCCCGAGAGAGACGUAGAAGUAGAAGUCGCUCAAGGGAUAGGCGAACCAAUCGGUCCAGUCGCAGUAGGAGUCGAGAUAGGCGUAAAAUUGAUGAUCAACGUGGAAAUCUUAGUGGGAGCAGUCAUAAGCAUAAAGGUGAGGCUAAAGAACAAGAGAGGAAAAAAGAGAGGAGUCGAAGUAUAGAUAAAGAUAGGAAAAAGAAAGACAAAGAAAGGGAGCGUGAACAGGAUAAAAGAAAAGAGAAACAAAAAAGGGAAGAAAAAGAUUUUAAGUUCAGUAGUCAGGAUGAUAGGUUAAAAAGGAAACGAGAAAGUGAAAGAACAUUCUCUAGGAGUGGUUCUAUAUCUGUUAAAAUCAUAAGACAUGAUUCUAGACAGGAUAGUAAGAAAAGUACUACCAAAGACAGUAAAAAACAUUCAGGCUCUGAUUCUAGUGGAAGGAGCAGUUCUGAAUCUCCAGGAAGUAGCAAAGAAAAGAAGGCUAAGAAGCCUAAACAUAGUCGGUCGCGAUCCAUGGAGAAAUCUCAAAGGUCUGGUAAGAAGGCAAGCCGCAAACACAAGUCUAAGUCCCGAUCAAGAUCAACAACCCCUCCCCGUCGUAAACGCUGAGGAAUGAUGUGGCAAGAAUGCCAUGAUGUUUAAAAAAUUCCAUGAGUUUUAAGGGCUUGUCUCAUUAUAGAGGCACAUUGUGGCUGUGUAGGUGAAACCAGAAUUUUUUUUUUUUUUUAAUCUGUAAAUAGGUGUACUUUUUCCAAAUGCUGCUCCAAGUUACUUAAUAGGAUUUCUUUGUAUUACAUUUUUUCAAAAAAUAGUGCAUAAUAAGACUAUAAACAUGCCAUUCUCUUUCAGCUGUAAUGUUCUUAAAAUUAUUCUUGAAUGUACUGUGAUGUCAAUAAAGCUCUUUAGUUCCUUUUUGUUAACCUCUUGCACAUUAAUUUUAUGAUUUUAAUCUAAGGAACGUACUUUUAUAAAAAGGCAGCUGGAGUUUUGUAUAACAGGUUUUAAAGGUACUUCCUCUCAUCUCCCCCAAAGAAAAUGGUUUUAAAUUAAUAGUUUGUCAAAAUCUGUAAAUUGUACCAUGGAUUUUUGUCAAAUUUCAAGUAUAAGGGUGUAGAAGAGGGCCAGAAAUAGAUCUUUACGUUCAUUUGGAAGCAUUUGAUAGCUUUCUAAACUUUUCUUCCUGUUUUGGGGAUUUUCAAGUAAUAUGUUCUCUGUGUGUAUAAAGUAUGGUUCACUCCUGUAAAAUGAAAGUGCUGGAAUCAAUCAGAGCAGUGCACCAUUAGAAUUAUUUAUAAGGAAUGACUGUGUUUGACACUAGCAGCAGUGCAAGUCUGGAACUAUAUUCUGCAGUUUCCCACUUCUGUUUUAAACCAUAUUUUAAACACUUUGGGGUUACUAUAGAACUAAAACUCACAAUUUGAUAUAUUUAUUUAUAUUUUUAAAGCGUAAUAUGACCUCAGCUCAGUGGAGGAAUACUGUAUUAUUCAGGUUUGUGUCAGUUUCAUAACAUUAAAAUGAUCUGGUAUGGUCAGUUUCUUAAAAUUAUGAUCAGUGAGUUGUCUAGCAGUUUAAGGCAGUCAUAACUUACGAGUAAAAUGAGGCUCUGCAGGCACUGAAAUGCUCAACUGAAAUGCUUUUAGGGUCUUUAUAUGAUUACUCACUUAUGCCACAAUAGAUAAAUCUUUGAAAACAAAUGCUUUUAAAUUUUAAUUUAAAAAGGAAAAAGCAGGUGCAGGUCACAAGAGUUUUAGAGUAUGCCUUGUUACCAGCAGUAGUUCAUUUUAAAGUAAGCCAGGUUUUUGCCAAGAUCAGUGUUUCCUCAAAAUGAAGGUAGAAAUAGACUUGUAAUAGUGUGCUCUUGUACCUCUACAUAGGUUCUUAAAUAAUUUUGAGCAGUUACGCAUUUAUCUAGAGGAAAUCAACUGUGAAUAAAUGCAUGUUUACCAAAAAUAUUGUUUUACAGUGCAUUUAGUUCUGAUAUUUAUUAAGUUGACAUUUCACACAAUAACUUUUAAAUAGUUUGGAAUUCUAUAUAGUUUAGGCAUCAGUCACAUCUGAGAUAAGUAAAGGAAAAUGUGCAAUAUUUUUUAUGUAGGUGAGCUAACACAGUAUACCUAAUUGCAGAAUUAUCUGAUUAAUUUGUAAUAGAUAAGUUGUAUAACAUUUUCAUAUCUAAAAAUGUUUUUUAGAUCAAUCUCAAGUGAAAUAAUAUUUUCAGAAUAAAAUUCUACAGAAAAAGUCUACUGGCUAUGAUAUGCACAUUUUUAAGCAAGAUAUGAACUAGAGCCAAAAGUAGCAUUUGACAGUUUGAUUUACUCUGCCAUAAUAUGCAAGCUUCCUAUCUGUAGAUAUUUUUAAAAACAUAGUCAUGAUGUAUGUGAUUAUUAGUAAAUACAUCAGUAUUAUAAUUAGAUAUUUGGGUUUUCAGUUUAGAGAAUUCAUCAUUUCACUGACAUUAAUGGAGUAUGUUUACCUUGAAUGGUAAGAUUUUAUAAACAGGGCUUCCAUGAUUUGGGAUGUGAAUGCUAAGACUUAUACGUAAGUUAAUUAGAUGUGUAAUUUGGUUAUGAAGCCUUUUCUAAAAUGAUACCACCAGAAAAUUAAUAGAUUAAUUUUUUGAGACAAUCAUUGGUAUGGAUUGGUUAAUAAAAACUGUCUUAAGAGGUUUUCUUUUCAAAUAUUUCUAGUGUAUUAAUCAUACUUGUUUUUGUGGAAUGGGGGUAAACCACACCAUUAAGAGAAUAAAAUGUAAUUUGGAAAGAGGUAAUUAUAAGAUUUGUUUCAGGCCCCAAAAUAUAAAUAAAGAUUGGUGUGGAAUUUCA